AUGGAUGACGACGUUGCUAUAGUGGGCAUUGGCCUACGCUUCCCUGGAGAGGCAAACUCCCCCGUGAAGCUGUGGAAGGUCCUCGAGACAGGGCAGUCGCAAUGGUCUGAGAUACCCGAGGAUCGUAUCAAUAUUGAUGGCUACUACCACCCAGGAGGGGAUCGUCAAGGGAGUUUCUUCGCCAUGACCGCCGACGAGGCCAGGGCCGUAGACCCCCAGCAGCGUAUCCUCCUCGAGGCCACAUACGAGGCCCUAGAGAAUGGUGUGUGGAGCUCCAAACGACGUGGUGGCAAGAUUGAUGGACUAAUUUUGAGAGAUGCAGCCGGGAUUCGAAAGGAGCAGGUCGAUGACAAUGACACGGCUGUCUAUGUAGGAUCGCUUUCAUCCAAACUAAUCAUACACUCCUUCCUGCUAGACUAUGAACAAAUCUGCCUUCGGGAUCCGGACUGGCAACCACAGUAUGCGGCCACCGGCAACGGAAUUGCCAUUAUGGCAAACCGGAUAUCCUAUGCAUUCAACUUUCAUGGUCCCAGUGUGACUCUCGAUACUGGAUGCAGCGCCAGCCUCGUUGCUGUUCACCUCGCAGCACAGAACUUGCGUAAUGGCGAAGUUUCUAUGGCGAUUGCUGCAGGAGCAGGGAUGAUCUUAACCCCAAACACAAUCAUGCCUAUGACAGCUUUGAACUUCCUCAGUCCUGAUGGGAAGUGCUUCACCUUUGACUCCCGCGCCAACGGCUACGGAAGAGGCGAGGGUAUCGGUGUCGUAGUCAUGAAGAGGCUCUCCGAUGCUCUUCGGGACAACGACCCGAUCCGAGCUGUUAUCCGGGGCAGCAGAUUGAACCAGGAUGGACGCACAACCGGAAUCACCCUUCCGAGCAAGGAGGCCCAAGUCUCAAACAUCAGUGCCUUGUACAAAUCAAUGGGCUUCGACUUCGAUCAGACGGGUUACGUCGAGUGUCAUGGGACAGGUACCCAGGCUGGAGACUGGAGGGAGCUCAAAGCCAUCUCCGAGACGAUCGCCUCUACUCGCCAUGUAGACAAUCCUGUUGUUGUUGGUUCCGUAAAACCAAACAUCGGUCACCUCGAGGGCGCCGCUGGUGUAGCAGGCCUGAUCAAGGCAGUUCUCGCCCUGGAGCACGGCAAGAUACCGCCAAACAUUAAUUUCAAGACGCCCAACCCUAACAUAGAUUUUGAGGGUUGGAAGGUCAAGGUGCCAACGUCUCUCAUGGACUGGCCCGUACCAGGAAUUCGCCGUGCCAGCGUCAAUUGUUUCGGUUUCGGCGGCACCAACGCCCAUGUCAUCAUCGACGAGGCAUCGGGUCAUCUAGCCAGCCAUGGUUUGGUUUCCAAACUCGAACCUCUGUCGGUCGAUGGACUGACAUCCAAUGGCCAUUCCGAGCCAACGCCGCAUCUCUUUUGUUUCUCUUCCAAUGAACGGCUGGGUGUCCAGAGGGUCAUCAACUCCCAGAUCCCGUACGUCGAGUCUGCUCUUGACAACACUGAACCUCAUUUCAUGGACAACUAUGCCUACACUCUCGGGUGCCGGCGCUCAAUACUCGAGUGGAAGACGGCCAUUGUUGCAAGCUCUGAGGAGCAGCUCAUUUACAAGAUGAAGUCUGUCGACCCGGACAGCUUCAGAAGGUUCCCUGUCGAGAGAAAGCCGGGGCUUUGCUUCAUCUUUUGCGGCCAAGGCGCUCAGUGGGCUCGCAUGGGCUGCGAUCUCCUGGACUACGAAGUCUUCAGGAACAGUCUCCAGGAGGCGAGCGACUACAUGAAGGCCAGUCUAGAUAGCCAGUUUACUCUCAUGGACGAGAUGAUGAAGCACGCAGACGAGUCGCGCAUCUCAAGCCCGGAGAUCUCCCAGCCAGCAACAACCGCCUUGCAAAUUGCUUUGGUGGACCUAAUGCACUCGAUGGGCGUGCAUGCAGCACAGUUAAUUGGCCAUUCGUCCGGUGAGAUCGCAGCCGCCUUUGCAUCUGGUACGCUCAGUCGCGAGGAUGCCUGGCGCAUUGCUUACCAUCGUGGUGUCGCUGCGGCCAGUAUUUCCGUCAAGGACCCCGAGCUCAAGGGCGGCAUGAUUGCUGUCGAGAUGACCGAGGCGGAAGCUCAGGAGUAUCUUGCUCCGGCAAGCCUGUCGGCUCAGAUUGCCUGCAUCAACAGUCCGCGAUCCAUCACCAUUUCUGGGGAGGAGAGUGCCAUCGGCUACAUCUCUCAGGACCUUACCAGCAAGGGUGUCUUCAACCGAGUCUUGAAUGUCAAUGUGGCCUAUCAUUCUGACCACAUGAAGCUCGUCGGUCCCGACUACACCAACUCCCUGGGUCCAAUCAACACAUGCUCGACUGGAUCUGGAACCGUGCUCUCCUCGGUGACCGGAAGCGCUGUCACGGCGGAGGAGCUUGGCACCGAGUACUGGGAGAAGAACAUGUCCUCUCCUGUGCGGUACCUGUCUGCCGUCUGUCAGCUGUUGGCAUCCCCGAAGGAGAAGAUGCCGGAAAUCAUGCUCGAGCUCGGCCCAAGGGAUACUCUGAAAGCUCCAACCAACGACAUCCUGAAAGAAUCUAAGCUCGGAAAGAAGACUCCCAGGUACCUCUCUGUCCUCAAACCACGGGUUCCCGGCUCUGAAUCUCUUCUCAACGCGAUCGGUGAGCUUUGGGCAAGCGGCUACGAUGCCGACAUGGAAGCUGUCAUCCGACGCAAGAGUGGAAACGGUGAGGCCAAAACGCUCCGGUGUCUCACCGACCUGCCCCCUUACCCAUGGAACCAUGAUAGAUCCUACUGGCACGAGUCACACCUUGGAAAAGCAAACCGGUUCCGUCAAUACCCGCGCCAAGAUCUCAUUGGAGCCCCGACGGCCGACUCUAUUCCCUUUGAGCCUCGUUGGCGUGGCUUCCUUCGCGUGUCGGAGAACCCCUGGAUCCACGACCACCAAGUUCAAAAGACGAUUGUCUAUCCUGCCGCAGGUAUGGCGGCCAUGGUGAUCGAGGGCGCCAAGCAGAUGGCUUUCGAACUACAACCCUCCCUCCUCGGCUACGAGAUCAUGAACAUGCACAUCGAGAAGGCCAUGAUCAUCCCCCCCACGGAGCAUGGUCUUGAGACCGCUCUCAACAUCAAGAGAGACAUGGGGCGUCUGCAUGAGGCCAAGAUCUCUGGCUCUCACGAGUUCGCCGUCUACUCCAAGCAACUCGACGGCCUCUGGGAGAAGCAUGCCACUGGUCACUUGCGUUUCCGAUACAAGGACGGAAUGCUGGACCCUGUGCCUCAUCUCAUCGAGCACAAGUAUCAGGAGGCAAGUAAAUCAUGUGUCGAAGCUGUAAACCCUCGCCAACUUUAUGAGCUUCUUGACACAGUCGGAAUAAACUACGGCCCGCUCUUCCAGAACAUACGGGGCCUCCACCGAGGCGGAAGGUCUUGUGUCGCCGAUGUCUACAUCCCCGACACCAAGUCAAAGAUGCCCGCCAACUUUGAAUACCCGCAUCUGAUCCACCCUGCAACUCUCGACUCGAUGAUGCAGACACUCUUUGCCAUCGAACCAAUUCCCAUGGUGCCAACCUUCAUCGAGAGCCUCUUUGUAUCGAGUGACUUGGAUAAACACGACUCCUCGCACUUUUCAGGGUACUCCACCGCCGAGAGGUCCGGAAUUGACGGGGCCAAGGCCGAGGUGGUUAUGCGACUUGAAGGUGCAAAUGGCUCUCGCGUUACUAUCAACGGUCUCCACCUCACCAGAAUUGCAGAGGCUGGGCCUGAGAACAGCAGUUUCCUUCCGAACCAUCAUAGUCUCUGUAGCGAGAUUGUUUGGAAGGAGGACGUUGCUUUCGCUUCCCCAUCCAGCGUGUCCGAACACCUAGAACUACUCGCCCACAGAUAUCCGGGGCUUUCUGUUCUUCAGGUUGGCGGAACUUCGGCGACCGCACUGUCGAUCCUUCAGAAGCUCACUACUUUGGACAAGACUCCAAAGCUGUCCAGAUAUGCUAUUGCCGAGCUCUCCGGCGGAGAGUAUAGUGCCGUCCACAGACUCCUUGAGGGAACGACACUCCAGUCCUAUGUAGGGACAGUCCAGCUCGACAACAACUGCGAGCCAGCUACAGACUACCACUAUAUCCUCUGCUUUUCGAACUCCGGUAUCGAGACGGGCUCUCUCAAGAAGUACCUGAAGCCCGAUGGGUGGCUAGUCACAGACUGCAAUCUGGGCAGACAGGAUGAUGAUGGUAACCGCAUUUUCCUCAACGACAGCAACAAGCUUGUUAGCCCGGACGACUUUGGGGAGUUUACUGCAACUCGCUCCCCGAUCCCGGACAGUGCUCGGAAGCAGUCAGACGUGGUCGUUUUGUAUUCGCAGGGAUGGGAGGAGGAAGCACAGUCCUUCCUCAAUGAACUCCUCACAACUGCCGUCAGCGAGGGUAUCCUGGUUAACAUGACGAUCGUCCCCCUCCAAAGAGUCAUGAGCGGCGACACACAAAGCAUCUCGGGCAAAGUGAUCAUAUCCAUCCUCGACCUCACCCUGCAAUCUAAAAGUUACGGGUUCGUCUACGGGUGGAACGAAAUGGAGUUUGAAGCCUUCCACACCAUCCAGGGGAUGGCUAGUGGCUUGAUCUGGAUAACGCGGGGCGCGAACAUGGAGUCAUCCAACCCUCGCGCAUCGCCGAUUAUUGCUCUCUCGAGAACCCUCAUCGCGGAAGAUGCCCAGAAAACUAUUGUGACAUUUGACCUUGACAUAGAGACGAAUCUGUGUGCCGAACACGUCUCGCCCGCCGUCAUGGAAGUCUUCCAAAGGACCUUUAUGCAGGCUGAUGGCCCAGGGCCCAAGGAAACGGAGCUCUCGGAGAGGAACGGGAAAGUCUACAUUCCCCGGCUGACCAUGAUUGACGGACUGAAUCAGCUCAUUGAGACCGGAUGGACAUCAUCCGCCAUGGAAUAUUUGCCCUUUGUCACAGAGAAUCCUACAUCUACGGGAAAGGGGCUGCGUCUCAGAAUUUCUAGCCCAGGUCUGAUGAAAUGCUCAGUUCACUUUUCCGAGUUUGAGCUCGGAACUCUUGGACCCGAAGAGGUCUCCGUGGAGCUUCAACACGCUCCUCUGUCCUUCCGAGACCUGGAGGUCGCUCAGGGCCGCACGACCGAGUCCAGGGUGGGGAUGGAUGUAAUUGGUAAGAUUGAGAGGAUAGGAUCCGGAGUUUGGCACAUGGACAAGACACUAUUGCCGGGGACCCAGGUCGUCGCUAUGGUUCCCCAGGGCGGAAGCAUCCAGAGCAUUGUCCACGCCGAUGCGAGGUUUGUGUCCGCCAUUGCCCCGCUAGGGUUUGUUCCCAGCUACUAUGUCAGCGCCUACUAUGCUCUCGUCCACAUCGGUCGGGUUUCCGGUCAGCCCAGAAGGAGAAUGGUCCUCGUUCACGCGGGCGCCAGCUGUUUCGGUGUAGCCGCCAUCAGGUUGUGCCAGAUCUCCGGAGCCCAUGCUCUGGCAAGUGUUCUUGGGCCGGCAGUUGACGAGCAGAAGGCGUUCCUGCGCCUGUUGGGUCUGGCGGAUGAACAGAUCCUCGAUGGAAACUCCUCGGAGGCCAUGGGUAAAGCUAUCAAGCUUGCCACAGAUGGGAGGGGUGUAGAUGUCCUGUACAGCCCUACACAUGAGGGUCUUGGUCUGGCUACCGCGAGGGUUGUCCCGUCUUCUGGGACCUUUGUGGGCUUCGAUAUAGGUCAAAUGAUGGGGGAAGACGCCGAUUUUGUUGCUCACCUGUUCCGUAAGACGAUCAAGUUUGUCGAGAAUUACCAUCUCGAGCCCUACGCGCCAUACCCAGAGAAGGCCGUAACAACCGACUUCGACAUUGGCAGCGUGCAGAGUGCCUUUGAACACCUCCGGGCCAACCCGUUUUUCGGGCACGCAUGCCUCCGGGUUGGAUCAGCCUCAACUGUGCCGGUGCCCACGGCUGAGAACACUAAGUCACUCUCAGAGGCCGUGGACCCUUAUGGAACAUACGUCCUUGCUGGCGGCCUGGGUGGUCUUGGACGGAGCAUCGCGGAGCUCCUUGCCGACGCCGGGGCCCGUCACUUUGCCUUCAUAUCCCGAUCAGGCGCGACGUCGGGUGCGGCAAAGGAGUUUCUCGACGGACUUUCCCAGCGCAGAAUCAACGUACGCGUCAUUUGUGCCGACAUUCGUGACCUGGCUCUUCUAUCAAAGGCAGUCGUGGAGAACCUCUCGUCCUCCGCCAUGCCCCCCGUGCGCGGCGUCUUCCAGUGCGCAGCCGUCAUCAAGGACAGUAUCUUUGAAAACAUGAGUUACGAAGACUGGACGGCCGCCUUCCACCCCAAGGUCCUGGGUUCCGAAAACCUCGUCUCCUGCUUCACAGACAAGAUCGGGGGGCAGGACCACCAGCCAUUCUUCGUCUUCCUGUCCAGCUCUUCAGGUGUGGUCGGCACGCGAAGCCAGGCCAACUACGCGGCAGGUAACUGUUUUGAGGAUGCGCUGGCCCGCAAUCUUCGUGCUUCUGGCAUACAUGCUGUUUCCCUCAACCUGGGCCCUGUCUUGGGAACGGGGAUGCUGGCUGACGACGAGGCGGUGCUUGACAUGCUAAAGGCCGGUGGCUUCUACGGCAUUCGACACGAGGACUUCCUCAAGCUUGUCAAGCAUGCAGUUACGGGGGAGACGCUCUCUGGCGUACCCACGCCGCCGCAGGUGACUCUCGGUGUCGGCACAGGCGGCCUCUUGCUCCAGAACCAACCUACCGACCCGUACUGGUCGCGCACAGCUCUCUGGAGCCACCUCGACCUGGUUGACAGGCCACCCCCAUCUUCGGGGGAUGAGCAAGACGGAAGUUCCAACGGCAAGGUGGAAAUGAAGGCCAUGCUGGCUGCAUGCACAGACGUCGGCGCCGCCACGGACAGUAUCACCUCGGGCCUAAUGCACAUGCUCGCCAAGGCGAUGAACAUGCUCUUCGAGGAGAUGGACCCGCACAAGUCACCCACGGCGUACGGGGUGGACUCCCUAGUUGCUGUUGGCGUGCGCAACUGGGUGUUUACCAACUGCGGUGUCAACAUCUCCGUGUUUGAGGUGCUGAGUGACAGGACGGUUGAGGAGCUGGCCGAGAUGGUUGUUGAGAAAGGGGGGUUCGGUACGAUUGAUUGA
This is a messenger RNA of Geosmithia morbida, 7110 nucleotides long. Its product is annotated as Acyl transferase domain in polyketide synthase (PKS) enzyme. Gene Ontology annotation, biological process: fatty acid biosynthetic process; secondary metabolite biosynthetic process. Gene Ontology annotation, molecular function: phosphopantetheine binding; fatty acid synthase activity; oxidoreductase activity. Bases 1 to 7110 code for a protein of 2369 amino acids. NCBI's taxonomy places the organism in Eukaryota, Fungi, Ascomycota, Sordariomycetes, Hypocreales, Bionectriaceae. The transcript is spliced from 6 exons. The record is from RefSeq and is a predicted model, not a curated record.